Pyrus x bretschneideri (Chinese white pear) is the source of this 1275-nucleotide messenger RNA. Its product is annotated as vacuolar protein sorting-associated protein 20 homolog 2-like. NCBI's taxonomy places the organism in Eukaryota, Viridiplantae, Streptophyta, Magnoliopsida, Rosales, Rosaceae. Gene Ontology annotation, biological process: late endosome to vacuole transport via multivesicular body sorting pathway; vesicle budding from membrane. The record is from RefSeq and is a predicted model, not a curated record. Gene Ontology annotation, cellular component: ESCRT III complex; multivesicular body. The transcript is spliced from 6 exons. Bases 248 to 910 code for a protein of 220 amino acids.
UCACAGCUGCCCUUUCCUGCGAAAACUCUCCCCACUCUCUUCUCUCUGUGUGUGUCUGUAGGAGACGAGUACUAGAAGGACCCUCGGAGGGAGAAAUAAGAUUUAUUGGGGGAAAUUAGAAGGGAGCAAAGCAAAAUCCAAUUGAAAUCAUCGUAGAAGAUAAUUGAGAGAGAAUUGUUAAAUUCUCAACGAACACGAAAUGGUUUAAGAAAUAGGAAAUAUUAUUGGAUCAGAAGAGGAUUGAGAGAUGGGAAAUUUGUUCGUGAAGAAGCCCAAGAUCACGGAGGUAGAUCGAGCUAUUCUUUCUCUCAAGACCCAGAGGCGCAAACUUGCCCAGUACCAACAACAGCUUGAAGCUGUAAUCGAAGCCGAAAAGCAAGCCGCACGGGAUUUGAUUCGUGACAAGAAAAAGGAAAGAGCUUUGUUAGCAUUAAAGAAGAAGAAGGCACAAGAAGAAUUAUUGAAGCAAGUUGAUACCUGGGUUAUUAAUGUUGAGCAACAAUUGCAAGACAUCGAACUCACAAGCAAGCAGAAAGCGGUGUUCGAGAGUUUGAAGGCUGGUAAUAAUGCGAUUAAAGCCUUACAAAGUGAGAUCAAUCUCGACGAUGUGCAAAAGCUGAUGGAUGAUACUGAUGAAGCUAAAGCUUACCAAGAUGAAAUUAAUGCAAUCUUGGGGGAGAAAUUAUCAGCAGAAGACGAAGAGGAUAUUAUAGCAGAAUUAGAGAAUUUGGAAGCUCAGAUCACCGUUCAAGAUAUGCCUAUAGCUCCUGUUUCAGUGCUAUCUCCUAAAGAAAACGAGAGGUUGGACCUUCCCGAUGUACCAAUCAAAGUACCAGUUGCACCUGAUCUGGUUGCGAAUGAUGAAAUUUCCACUAAGACAAAAGUUAUGGAGGAACCAUUGGUGGCUUGAUUAGAUUAAACAGUUGAAUUAGGUUGCCUUCUUGUCAGACUGUUUUCAAACGUCAAUCGAUGCUUCUCCCUUCUGCAACCACGCAUGUACCAGUAAAAAUUAUUUUCUCUGGACAACUUUGAUUGUUUUCUUUCUUGAUUACCUGAAUUGGAUUGUACAAAUAUGUAAUUUUUCAGGACUCAGUCCAAGGACUCAUUGCUCCAACAUAUAUUUACUUCUUUUCGACAUCAGUCUUUCUUCAUGGAACGAACGGAAACAAGAAUGUGAAUGCUCUGGGUUGAAACUUGUUUGUUGUAGUGCUAUAUAUGUUACUUUGAGAAAUUAUUAAUUGUGUUUUCUAGAAAAUUUUAAUUUCCUAAUUAUUA